UAUUCUGAUUAUUCUUUAACGAGAAGCAGAAGUGAUAGUGUCAAUAGUGUCGUUUUCGGGUCUCGUGGAAAAUUGUUGAGAAAAUUUGCUUGAAAAAUAUGUGGUGUAAAGUAUUUAAUUUACAACGGUUUGAUGUGCAACUGCUUAAUUAGCGCCAUUAAUGUCAAGUGCAUUAAAAUUGUUUAAUAGAAAUAAUAAAAAGUAAAAUUAAAGUGCUGUUUCCUGAUUUUAGAGUUUUUUUUUUAAAGAGCGGUACGUUUUAAAAACCGGACACAUUUCAUAAAGUUGCUAAGUGCCAUUUGUUGGGGAAAAAACAACAACACAACUACAACCGUUGUAGCUACAAUAACGGUAAACAAGUGCAAAAGUUUGCAUCUCGUAGUUCGGAACAAUGCGCAUUGUUGUUUUUGUAUACAUGCUAGCUACUAUCAAGCCUAAUUGAGGAUCCCUAAACUAAAAGGGUUUCGAAAUUUUGAAUGAAUGCAAUUUUGCUCAUCAUUAGCUUCACCUUCAAGAAAUGCCAAUCAUAUCCUUUAAAGCGAUCCCAGGGACUGAGUAAAUAAAAUUUCAGUUGCACACAAAAAGCACAAAACAUUAUAAGAAAUAUUGAAAGUUGAGCAAAACGCAGAAAGCUACGCAUAAAAUCGCACAAAAAACCCUCAAAGGCACAAACAGUAUCGGCCAGCCUACUUGUGUAUUGGCAAGUUGUGGUAGUUGGCUUUGUCUGCGCUGGCUAUUCGCAAGGAAAUUAAAUGACGCCAAUCGUUACAGCAACAACAACAACAAUAACAAAGCAAACAUAUCCAGCCGUUGAAACACCACUUUCCGCUGGACACAGCCACACACAAAUGUGUCGAGAACGAGGCGGUCUAGCACAAAUUACAGUAAAUAAAAUAUCAACACCAACUACGGCAUUACUGCGCUUUUGGAAUUAGUUAGUGUAAAAGAAAGACGGAAAGUGCGUGUUUAGGUCGCGUGGUCAGUAAGCGACAGGAAGUCCGCUUGUGUGUGUGAGUUUUGAUGUGGAACACACUCAAGACGCCUAGCAACAGAGAUUUUUGGUCAAACUCCAAAACUUGCUGAGCACGCUCGCCAAGCGAACGGUACGUAGACACAACAACCGGAAACGGAAACAUAAGUGCAAACGACAGGCAGCAAAAACAUUUGGCAAUUUGAUCCGCCGGACACGCAUUCAAUCUAUGAGCACCGUUAGUUGGCUUUCUGACAGCGCUGAGCACAUAUUUACCAUUCAGCUACACUAAGUGUGUGUAUGCUUAUAUACUUCGUGCAUAUCUGUAUAUGGCACCAUUAGUGAAGGCGUCAAACUACCAAUAACUGGUGCGCAGCGUCGUAAUAAACACUUUAUUCAAAACAUAAAAGACACGGUGUUGCCAAGCGGCAAACGGUGUCAUUUGGUGCGAGUAAAUAAUAUUGCUACGCUUUUAUUAUACAGUCAAGAAACACACACAUACUAAAGCGCACGUGUUAACAGCAUUAAAAGCGACAGAAGCCAUAGUUUGCGGCCGAGUAAGUGCCGGACAAUUAACUCCACCGCCCAGUCAUUGCUUGAGGCGGCACGACACGUGCAAGCCGCCGCUAAAUAUCCAGCAGUGUAGAGAUUUUUUUCCAGCCGGCCCAAGGAGACAAUAAAAAACCGCCAACCUGGAACUAAUGGAAUUAGAGAAUAUUGUGGCCAAUACGGUCUACUUGAAAGCUAGAGAAGGUGGUUCCGACAGCAACAAAGGCAAGAGCAAGAAAUGGCGCAAAAUACUACAAUUCCCACACAUAUCGCAGUGUAUACACCUCAAAGACAAAUUAGAUAUAAGUUAUGGUUACGUGAUAGACCAACAACCCAUCGGCCGUACAUUGUUUCGGCAAUUUUGUGAAAGCAAACGGCCGAUAUACUUUCGGUACAUUUCGUUCCUGGAUGAAGUGCAGCGAAUUUCGUUUUUGCUCUCCUCCAAUGCGAAAUUCAGAUACGACGUGGAGUACGAUGAGAAUCGUAUCGCUAUUGCGGUCGAUAUUGGACGACGUUUUCUGGCUAUUGACACGCCAACCGCGCUAAAUAACGGCAUUUGCGAUAUCAGCGAUGUCAUACGAUCGGCAAAUGAGAAUGCAGUUGAUGACGACGAUGCCAACAACACUAGUUCCACCAUUGAGAACAACACUGCUGCAGAGACUGAAAAUCACAAUAAUACCACCACCAAUAGCAGCAGCAAUAAUCACAAAAACUACGAGCAACACAAUGGCGAUGAGCACAACAAUGGCAGCAAUCAACAACAGAAACAUACAUUGAGCGAUGGCAGUGCGACACACGAUGCCGGCGGCUCUGGUGGCGGUGACAGUGGUGUGGAUGCGGGCGAUACAGUUGGUGGCGGCAGCGGUGAAGGCAGUGGCGGGGGGGGAGGUGGUGACGACACCGGUGGCGGUGACCUAAACAAGGAUAGCAGUAAUUGCCACUAUAGUCCCGGUGUGGGCAAAUUGAAUCCCGCUACCGGCGAUGAAUUGGUGCUGGAUGUGCUCAAUGAUGAUCUUAUUGCGCGGGUGCGCGACAAGAUCACCAGUGGCAAUAAAGAACUCUUCGAGCCGUGCGUAACGGCUGUGAAGGCAUUUCUGGCCGGUGAACCAUUUCAAGAGUUCGAGACUUCAAUGUAUUUCCAUCGUUAUUUGCAAUGGAAAUGGCUCGAGGCUCAACCUAUCACCUACAAAACGUUUCGCAUGUAUCGCGUAUUGGGAAAAGGUGGCUUCGGCGAGGUCUGUGCAUGUCAGGUACGUGCAACUGGUAAAAUGUACGCCUGCAAAAAGCUCGAGAAGAAACGUAUAAAAAAGCGCAAGGGUGAAUCGAUGGUUCUUAUAGAGAAACAGAUUUUGCAGAAAAUCAAUUCCCGCUUUGUUGUUAAUUUGGCGUACGCGUACGAGACGAAGGAUGCCCUCUGCCUUGUGCUAACGAUCAUGAAUGGCGGUGACUUGAAAUUCCAUAUUUAUAAUAUGGGUGGCGAUCCGGGCUUUGAAAUGGUACGAGCACGUUUCUACGCCGCCGAAGUUGUCUGCGGAUUGGAGCAUCUACACCAACAGGGUAUUGUAUAUCGAGAUUGUAAGCCGGAGAAUAUAUUGCUGGACGAUCACGGGCAUGUGCGAAUAUCAGAUUUAGGUUUAGCCGUCGAAAUACCGGAGGGUGAUUUGGUGCGCGGGCGUGUCGGUACUGUGGGUUACAUGGCUCCAGAAGUGAUCGACAAUGAAAAAUACUCAUUCUCACCGGAUUGGUUUAGUUUCGGUUGUUUAUUAUAUGAAAUGAUCGAAGGUCAGGCGCCAUUCCGCAUGCGCAAAGAGAAGGUGAAACGCGAAGAGGUCGAUCGACGUGUGAAGGAGGACAAUGAAAAGUAUUCUAGCAAAUUUAGUGAUGAGGCUAAAUCAUUAUGUCAGCAGCUGCUCGCUAAAUCCAUAAAAGUACGACUUGGCUGUCGAAAUGGUCGCUACGGUGCACGUGAAGUGAAAUUGCAUCCAUUCUUCAACUGCAUUAACUGGAAACGGCUGGAGGCAGGCAUGGUGAAGCCGCCUUUUGUACCAGACCCACACGCUGUGUAUGCCAAGGAUGUGCUCGACAUUGAACAAUUCUCGACAGUGAAGGGUGUCAAUAUUGACGACUCCGAUACGAACUUCUAUAGCAAAUUUAAUACCGGCUCCGUGUCGAUUUCGUGGCAAAAUGAAAUGAUGGAAACAGAAUGCUUCCGCGAACUGAAUGUAUUCGGCGUCGACGACAGUCCAACGCCCGAUUUGUUGAUCAACGCUGUGCCGGAGCCGGAAAAAGCUGGCUGUUUUCCGUUCAGAAGAAAGAAGAAGCAACCGCUGCGCACACAGCCGAUACCCAUUCCCGAACACUUACUAACCACUAGUCACAGCGUUUCCUCGACGACCGUUGAAAGCUGAUAGCAUAAGUCAAUAAGUAACAUUAAGUGAUAAUUGUACGCAGGCGCAUUAAAUUACCAGAAAAAAAAAACAUACACACAACAAACAUCAAUGAAUUGGUGCAAAGUGA
Bactrocera oleae (olive fruit fly) is the source of this 4036-nucleotide messenger RNA. The record is from RefSeq and is a predicted model, not a curated record. Lineage: Eukaryota; Metazoa; Arthropoda; Insecta; Diptera; Tephritidae.